AUGCCGCAAACGGUUGUCCUGCUGUACCUGUCUGACAUCCCUGACUUGGGGCUCGAUAGCCCUCGCUACGGCGCCACAACAUCCCGAAUCCUGCCCCGGUCCGACGAAGGCAGCAUUACCAGUACCAGUAAAUCCUCCUCCUUACUUACGACAACUGGCAAGCGAUUUGUUAUCUACAAACGACACUGCGGACAGAAGCUCACAAAGCUCGACCAUCGAGGGUUCAGCACGAUGUUCAUCGGCCUCUCGGUAUUGCAUUUUUUACGGUGGGAUAUCGACGCCCAAAUCAACACGGAGAAGACGAAGACUGUCAACUUGCGCAAUUUCUCGCCGAAAGUGGAACUGCCUGAUAUCCCUGAGCACCCCGAGUACUGGGAUCUCCUAGAGGUCAUCUCGGUACUCCACACUUUCGCUCAAGAAUUUUUCGACGUUCACACGCAAGCACUCGUCGCAGCAGCGAAGAAGUUUGGCCUUUGUAUCCGCUCCGCAGUUCAGAACCGCUUCAACACGCAGGACGGUGAAAUCAGCAAAUUAUUGUUCCAGCUAGUCCGAGAGCCACCUCGAUCUGCUACUACACUUCCGACGGCACCAACCCAAGUAGUGUCCAACGCACGGUUCGCCAAGCCCCAAAAAGGCCUUGUCAUCGGAUCAUUUGCGUGGCUAUUACACGGGUACGAAUACGUGGACCAGGUCAUCGAUUCUGCCUCACGCGGCGUCGAACACUCAUUCAAGCCUGAAUCUGAUACACUUCGUCAACGAGAACCAGUGCGAAACCACAAAUCAGUGAGUCUAUACAAGAACGCACUGCUCCGGAGUAUUCGUGAUGGCCAGAGUAAGGGUACUUACUUGGUAGUGAGUCGCGCCGCCGCCUCGAGAUGGAAACUGCACUACAGUCCAUUUGGAUGUGUGGAAAAAGUCGAUGCGGACCCGGCGAUCGAGGCUAGAUCAGUUCACGAUCUCUCAUAUCCUCUUGGAGAAUCUACGAACUCGUGGUCAGACCAAGAAUCAAUUCCGGAGCUGGUGUAUCAACUCGUUGAUGUGAAUGCACGUCGGAUUAUUCGUCUAAGAGCAGCCAAUUCACAGACUGCGAUCAAGCUGAUGAAAGGCGAUGUGAAUUCUGCCUUCCGCAUCUUGCACGUACAUGAAACCGUUAGCCUAUUUUUCGCCGGCUCAAUCCCCGAGCAAGAUAUUGUGGUGAUCGACCUUGCGGUUCCGUUUGGCUGGACAGGAUCACCAGCUCACUACGGAUUCUUUGGUCGAGCAAUUUCGCUUCUCGUGCGCUGAAAAAGCCCCCACAGCAUGAGUCCUAGUGAUCCGGACGCAACGCCAUUCUUUUGCUUUGACUGGGUAGACGAUCACGUACUCGCGGAACUUGAUGUGGGAAAUCAACUAGAAGCAUGUGAAUGCGCACUUAGACUGGCAAUGACUGCAGCCCUUGGCCCCCGAGCCAUCACCGAAAAGAAAUUCACACCGUGGUCUACGGAACGCGUGGCCCUGGGACUGGAAUGGGACUCUUCAGCGAUGACGGUGUCAAUGCCUACUUAGAAGAUCCAGAAGGCCCUCGAUCGUGUUUACACUAUACUGCGGGCGCGAACAACCACUCACCAAGAACUGUCUCGGCUUUUG
Molecule: messenger RNA, 1626 nt
Organism: Phytophthora nicotianae INRA-310
Lineage: Eukaryota; Oomycota; Peronosporomycetes; Peronosporales; Peronosporaceae
Exons: 4
Coding region: 1-1284 (427 amino acids)
Source: RefSeq, a predicted model, not a curated record